Capsella rubella is the source of this 931-nucleotide messenger RNA. Its product is annotated as PLASMODESMATA CALLOSE-BINDING PROTEIN 1. NCBI's taxonomy places the organism in Eukaryota, Viridiplantae, Streptophyta, Magnoliopsida, Brassicales, Brassicaceae. The record is from RefSeq and is a predicted model, not a curated record. The transcript is spliced from 4 exons. The coding region runs from base 137 to 733 and encodes 198 amino acids.
UAUCACUCUCUCUCUCUCUUUCCCUGUUCUUUUUCUCUCAUUCUUCUUCUUCUUCCUCUAGAGAUCUCUAUCUCUAUCUCCACCCUUUUUCUCUUUCUUUAGAGAGAUAACAGUGACAUUUUCUCUGAACGCAUCUAUGGCUGUUCUGUUUCUUUCACUUCUCCUCGUAGCCAUGGCCGGACAUUCUAGUGCCUCGUGGUGUGUGUGUAAAACAGGACUGAGUGAUACAGUGCUACAGCAAACCCUAGACUAUGCCUGUGGAAAUGGAGCAGAUUGUAAUCCUAUUAAGCCAAAACAAUCUUGCUUCAACCCUGACAAUGUUAGGUCUCAUUGCAGCUACGCAGUCAAUAGCUUCUUCCAAAAGAAGGGCCAGUCUUCUGGCACUUGUGAUUUUAAAGGCACUGCCACUCCCACCAGCUCCGAUCCCAGCUAUACAGGAUGUAACUUCCCUACUAGUGCCAGCGGCUCUGGUGGCAGCACCACUGUGUCACCUGGCACAUCCAGUCCAAAAGGUAGCUCAACCACCACCACACUUCCUGGUAGUGGUACCAACAGUCCUUAUUCAGGGACCUCAACCAAUGGAGCAUUUGGAGGCAAUAGCACAGGAAUCAACACUGGGACAGGGAUUAACCCGGAUUACACUACAGAUAACAGCGCGUUUGCUCUCCAGAACUCGAGCAAACUGUUCAUCGGCCUUCUCUUGAUCGCUUCGAGUGUUUCUGUUCUUUCUUGAUGCUCUAAGGAUGUUAGUGUUCUCUGGUUUUGUGGGUGCACUUAGUUAUCGUUCCGAGGACAUGGGUCUAGUUUAGUGGUAAUCUCUGUCUCUAUGUUAUGUUUUUGUUGUAAGAAAGAUUUCAGCUCGUGCUUUUACUCUUACCUCUUGACGGUUGAUGCCAGUCGAAAAAUUUAUAUAUAUAAAUGAUCUUAUCCC